This is a messenger RNA of Seminavis robusta, 1434 nucleotides long. The record is from the annotation of a GenBank genome assembly. Lineage: Eukaryota; Bacillariophyta; Bacillariophyceae; Naviculales; Naviculaceae.
AUGAAAACGACUUCUCUUUUUUCGGCUGCCCUCGCCUCUGUGCUGGGCUUGACGUGGGUGAAGCUAGCUCAGGCUGAUCGCUUUAUUUGCCGCGUCGACAGCGUUCGCGUUCUUGAGACGAAAGGCAACCCCGGCAGCGAGGAAGAGUGGGACGUGAGAAGAGGAGCAGUUUACUUUGGAUCGAACACCAGGUCUAAGGAGUUGGGCAUGAUGUACAAGGACUUCAGCAUCAAGAAUCUUAACAACAAGGCCUGCGAACCUCCGGACAACAAGAAGAAAGAAGAUGGGUUCUAUACAUGCCCAGUCUACGCAGGCAAUUCCAGGGCUGGCGCCAACUGGUGCGUGGAUGAUGCUAAGAGCUUCUUUAAGUUUGGAUUCAAGUUCCAAAUUGGAGACUACGAUGCAGGUUUCGACAAUGGACCGAGUUGGGAUGUGGGCCGUCAGGCUAUCAGAGUUAACAAGGCAGAUUUGCCAACCAAAAGAGGCGGUGAAUGGUCGAAAUAUUACACCAGAACUGGUCCCGAAGGAAGGAAGGGGCGUAUCUUUGCCAAGUGCUGGCGCGAAGCUGGCUCAUGCAAAGCCAUUGGAUACAAGCACCAUGGGAACGGUGGUGGCUACAGCAAUUUCGAAGGAAGGGGCUACAAGCAAGGCUGUUCUGUGUUCGCUCAGUGCAGGGAAGGGCUCAGUUGUCACCCGGGUGUCCAUGAAUGUUACAACAAUCCCCGCAAGUACGAUGAACCGUGUUCCCUUUUUUUGGCUGCGAGGAUGGCCUGUCUUGUCAUCCUGGUGUCCACAAGUGCUUUCAUUCACCACGUCUUGAGGUGCGAGGAUGGUUUGACUUGUGUGAUUGGUCAAAGAUGCGUUCCCGACUGUCUUGAUCCAGCUAUCGACGCACUGCGAGAUGAGUUCGACUUGGACGAGCUCCUGGACAAGGUGAAAGCCAAAAUAGAUCUUGAUAAUGAGCCUGAAGAGGCAGUUGCCGAUGGGACGAUCAAAGAUUCUUUCCAAAAGCCCCUGGAAGCAUUUGUGGAUGCAUAUAAGAGUUGCGGCCAACAACACGCAGCUGCAACAUUCUACGCGGGAUUAGUGGGAGAAUUCGGUGCAGGGGCCAAGCACAUUGGCGUUGUAGCUCUCGCAGUAGACACAAAUGGCAAUUUGGGCGCGGCUUUUGUAGACUGUACCAGUGUCGGAGCCAACUUUGGAGCUGCCGUUGGAUUCGUCCUUGGGAUUGUCUUCACCCCGGACAUUCAGAACCUCCCAGGAAAAUCAAAUGGUUUUGAUUUCGACGUGCACAUUGGCCCUGGAAUUAGCAUAGCUUUCCAGUUUGCUCUCGAUGGAACUCCAGCAAUUGAAGUAGGUUUGGGAGCUGGCGUCAACGUCAAUGUCUUCAGUGGGACCCAUUGCGACACAGCUGUCAAACCCAUCAACUAUUGA